Physeter macrocephalus (sperm whale) is the source of this 9928-nucleotide messenger RNA. RefSeq names its product zinc finger protein 805 (gene ZNF805). The record is from RefSeq and is a predicted model, not a curated record. The transcript is spliced from 4 exons. Gene Ontology annotation, biological process: regulation of DNA-templated transcription. Lineage: Eukaryota; Metazoa; Chordata; Mammalia; Artiodactyla; Physeteridae. The coding region runs from base 218 to 2104 and encodes 628 amino acids.
GUGGGGAGGGGUAGCUGUUCUAUGGCCGCUUCUAGUGCGGCUCUUCGCAAAUGAGCAGAAAGGAGGCUAGGGCUCCCCUCCGCGCAUUUGAGCGAGCGGUGAGCCUCCGCGCGAUCGGCCACCCAGCCCAGGGCAGGGAACGGGUGGUGGUCGGCUGAGCCCGCGGUACCCGCCUCUGUCGCCGCCUCUGCGGGCCCCGCUCUCUCCUCAGGGUCCCAUGAUGGCGGCGGCGUGGAUGGACCCGACGCGGGUGUCUGUGACCUUCGAUGAUGUGGCCGUGACUUUUACCCAGGAGGAGUGGGGGCAGCUGGACCUGGAUCAGAGGACCCUGUACCAGGAGGUGAUGCUGGAAAACUGUGGGCUCCUGGUGUCUCUGGGGUGUCCUGUUCCCAGAUCUGAGCUGAUCUACCAGCUGGAGCAGGGGCAGGAGCUGUGGACGGUGAAGAAAGACCUCUCCCGAAGCACCUGUCCAGGUGACAAAGGAAAGCCCAAGACCACAGAACCUACCACUUGUGAGCCAGCCCUGUCUGAGGGAGUCUCACUCCAGCAACAACUAAUACAAAGAGUUUCAGAGGACUCCCAGUUGGGCCAAUUCAACGAUCAGGAAGGGUCAUUGGAAAUGCAAGAAGGACACUUGAGACCAGAGAUAGAACCCCAGAAGGGGAAGCUCCCUGGGAAACCAAGCUCUGAAUAUGGCAGCUUAGGGACACCUGGUGGUGUGUGUUCAAGGAUUGUAGAGGAGCCAGUCCCUCCAGGAGGUACUGUCCAUGACCAUGACUCAUGUGGAUCUGGUAAUGAUCUCAUGAUUCAAGAAGAGGAAAGUAUCUUUAAAUGCAACGAAUGUGGGAAAAUUUUUAAUAAGAAACGCCUCCUUGCUCGACAUGAGAGGAUUCACUCUGGAGUGAAGCCCUAUGAAUGCACAGAGUGUGGGAAAACGUUUAGUAAGAGCACUUACCUCCUUCAACACCACAUGGUCCACACCGGGGAGAAGCCCUAUAAGUGCAUGGAGUGUGGCAAGGCCUUCAACCGCAAGUCACACCUUACACAACACCAGCGGAUUCACAGUGGAGAAAAGCCUUAUAAAUGCAAUGAAUGUGGAAAGGCCUUCACCCACCGCUCCACUUUUGUUUUGCAUAACAGGAGCCACACUGGAGAAAAACCUUUUGUGUGCAAAGAAUGUGGAAAAGCCUUCCGAGAUAGGCCAGGUUUCAUUCGACACUACAUCAUCCACAGUGGUGAGAAUCCGUAUGAGUGCUUUGAAUGUGGCAAGGUCUUUAAACACAGGUCAUACCUCAUGUGGCACCAGCAGACUCACACUGGGGAGAAGCCCUACGAAUGCAGUGAAUGUGGGAAAGCCUUCUGUGAGAGCGCAGCCCUCAUUCACCACUAUGUCAUCCACACUGGGGAGAAGCCCUUUGAGUGCCUCGAGUGCGGGAAGGCCUUCAACCACAGGUCAUACCUCAAGAGGCACCAACGGAUUCACACUGGGGAGAAGCCCUACGUGUGCACUGAAUGUGGAAAGGCCUUCACCCACUGCUCCACUUUUAUCUUGCAUAAACGGGCCCACACUGGAGAGAAACCUUUUGAGUGCAAAGAAUGUGGGAAAGCCUUUAGCAAUCGGGCAGACCUCAUUCGGCACUUCAGCAUCCACACUGGAGAGAAGCCCUACGAGUGCAUGGAGUGUGGGAAGGCCUUUAACCGCAGGUCAGGCCUCACCAGGCACCAGCGGAUUCACAGUGGAGAGAAGCCCUAUGAAUGCCUCGAGUGUGGGAAAACCUUCUGCUGGAGCACAAACCUCAUUCGACACUCCAUUAUCCACACUGGAGAGAAGCCCUAUGAGUGCAGUGAGUGUGGCAAGGCCUUCAGUCGCAGCUCAUCCCUAACUCAGCAUCAGAGGGUUCAUACUGGGAGAAACCCUGUCAGUGUGACGGAUGUGGGAAGAACCUUCACAAGUGGGCAAUCCUCAGUCAAUCUUCAAGAACUCCUAUUGGGGAAAGACUUUUUGCAUGUAACCACUGAGGAAAAUCUUUUGCCAGAGGAAACAUCUUACUCAGAAUCUGAUCAUUCAUACCAAAGAGAAACCCCACAAUUUUCUUCCCUGUGAGAAUACCUAUUGCAGGAUAUCAGUUGUCAUCUAAAGAGUCAUAUUGGAAAUUGACCCAACCUAGAGCCUUAUUCUACAUCUGAGAAUUCAUCAAGAAGAGAGACCCAGUGGUUAUUAUGCACUUUGGAAAACCUUCAGCUACAUCUUUCUUCUUAGUUUACACUUCAGUGUUAUCUCAGGAAUUUUUUUUUAAACAGAAGGGAGAGACUUAAAAUAGAAAAUGAACUACAAAAUGUUUCUUUCAGACUUCCUUGCCAAGCUAUGCUACUUUGUCAUUGAUUCCUUAGUUGGCAGGAGGAUAGUUUUGUUUCCAUGGUAAAGAACCUAGACUCUAUGUGUCUUGUAUAUACAUUCAUUGCUAUCCAGUUUAAAGAGAGUUAGACAGGUCUGAAAACUUUCAUUGAACAUCUCCUUUGUUCUAAAACAUUGUCUCUAUUCUUAAGGACCUUAAUUUUUUGGUUUGAGCCAUCAAAUACCUUUAUAUUUAAGGAGAUAAGAAUACACAUAUGAAUGGGCUCUGUUGCACCAUUUUAGACUAUUUAGGCUUUGAUUCUUUAAAGACAGACCUUUUCUUCAUGUGGUUUUAAAGACCUAAUACUCAGACUUUUUCUUGGUCCUGUACUAUUAUUGGUUUACGAAUUGCUCUAGUUAUGUGGUAAAUCUUUUAAUCAGGUAAAGUGAGUCCUCUGUCUUCAGUCUUCUUAUUUAAAACUGAUUAACACUCCUCGUUACUUUGAAUUUCCAUGUAAAGUUUCGGAUAAGCUUGUCUGUUUUUACCAGAAAAAAACUAUUGAAUUUUGAUAGAAAUUGAGUUAAAUUGGCAGAUUUAUCUGUUGAGAGUUGGCAUCUGUACUGUUUUGAGACCUCCAAUUCAUGAAAACAUUAUGUCUGUACAUUUAUUUGAUAUGGCUUGAUUUACUUCAUUACUAUUUUAUAAGUCUCAAUAAUAGGUCCUGUACAAUUUUUUUAAGAUUUAUAUAUAGGUUUUUUUUUGAGUAGUUAUAAAUGGCAUUGAUCUUUAAACUUUCAGUUUCCACACAGUCUUUGGUAGUAUACAGAAAUAUGUAUAUUUUUCAUGUUAUUUUGGUAUCCUGCAACCUUGCUGUUUCUUUUGAUAGAAUGCUUGGUAUUUUCUACAUAGAAGUAUCAUCUGCAAUUAGAGACAGUUUUACUUCUUCCCAUCUGUAUACCUGUUAUUUCUUUUUCUUGUCCUACUGCACUAGCUAAGAUUUCCAAUAUGACGUUAAAUACUAGUAGUGAGAAAACAUGUUCUUGCCUGGGUCCUGAUAUUAGGGGAAAAGCAUUCAGAUUUUCAUCAUUAACUAUGGUGUUAGUGUAAGGUUUUCUUCAUAGAGUUUUCUUUAUCAAGUUUAGAAAGUUUCCCAUAUUCCUAAUUUACUGAGUUUUUUUGUUGUUGUGAAUGAGUGUUGAACUUUGUCAAAUGCUUUUUUUGUAAUCAGUUGAUAGAGUCCUGUGUUUUUUCUUCUGUAGCCUGUUGAUAUGAUGUAUUACAUUCAUUUGAGAUUUGAAUGUUGAACCAGCCUUGUAUCCUUGGAAUAAGCCCCACUUGGUCAUGGAGUAUAAUUAUUUUUAUAUAUUAUAUUACAGUAUUAAAUAUGCUAGUAUUUUGUUGAGGAAGUUUUCCUCUAAUUUCAUGAGUGACAGUGAUAUGCAGUUUUCUUUCUCUAUAUAUAUUUUUUUCAGUUGUCAUUGUCUGGUUUUGGUGUCUAGGUGAUUCUGGCCUCCUAACAUGUGUUAACAGGUGUUCUAUUAUUCGGAAGACAGUGUGUUGUAUAGAAUUGGUUUUAUUUGUUCUUUUAAUGUUUGGUAGCAUUCUCCAGUGAACCAUUUAGUCCUGGAGAUUUUUCUUUUGGAUGCUUUUUAAUUAUGUAUUUAUUUUAUUUAAUAUGUAUAGAACUAUCCAGAGUAUCUAUUUCAUAUUGGAUAAGUUUUUAUAGUUUAUCUUUUUCUAGGAAUUGUCCCAUUUCAUCUAAAUUUUCUUAUUUGUUUAAAGUAUUCCUUUAUUAUCCUUUUGAUGGCAGCAGAAUCUGUCCUUAUAGCCCCUGUUUUAUUCCUAUUAUUGGAAAUGUGUUAACUCUCUUUUAUCUUUGUCAAUCUUCUUAGACAUUUAUCAAUUUUUUUUAUUUCAAGGAACCAGCACUUUAUAUCAUUUUUUCCUCUAUCUUUUCCUAAUUUCACUGAUUAUAUUUUUUUUCUGGUCUUUAUUAUAUCCUUUCUUCUACUUGCUUUGAUAGUAUUUUCCUUUGCAGUUUUUUGAGGUGGGUGCUUAGGUUAUUGAUUUGAGGGGUUUUUUUUUUUCACUUUACUAAUGUAAGCAUUAAGUUCUAGAAACUUCCCUCACAGUACUGUUUUAGCUUCUUGUCUUAUGUUCUAAUUACAUUUCAUUCAGUUCUAAAUAUUUCUUUAUUCGAGACUCUCUAACCCAUGGAUUAUUUAGAAGUAUGUUGUUUCAUUUCCCAGUGUUUGGAGUAUUUUGUGCUUUCUUCUAAUUUCUUUUACGUUUGAUUUGGCUAUUUAAAUUUUUUGAGGUUUGUUUUAUGACCCAGGAUAUUUGAUGAAUGUUCAGUAAGGCUGCUUGAAAAAAGAGUGUGUAUCCUACUGUCAUUGGGUGGAGUUUGUAUAUGUAUGUACCAUAUACUGUUCAUUGAUGGUGUUUUUCAGAUUUUCUGUAUCUGCUGAUUUCCUGCCUCGUAUUUUUAUCAACAGCUGAGAAAGGGGUGUUGAAGUCCUGCAGUUUAAUUCUAGAGUUGUCUCUUCCUCCUUUAAGUUCUGUCAAUGUUCACUUCAUGUAUUUCAAAGCUCUGUUGUUUGGUGCAUACACAUUUAGGAUUGCUAUGUCAUCUUGGUGUAAUAACCCUUUUAUCAUUAUGCUUUCUUUUUGCUCCUCUAAAUUUUUUUGCUUUGAAGUAUACUUUAUCCGAUAUUAAUGUAGCCACUAUUGAGUUUUUUGGUUAAUGUUUGGAUGGUUUAUAUUUUUCCAUAAUUUUAUUUUCAACCUUAUCUAUAUUGUUACAUUUGAAGUAAUGUAAUAUGUGAAUAUUGUGCAUAGCAUAUACUUGGCUCAUUUUCUUAUAUCCAUCUUACUGAUUUCUGUUUUAAAAUUGGUAUAUAUAGGCCAUUUAAAUUUAAAAUAAUUAUUGAUAUUUUUAGGGCUUUCAACUACCAUUUUAUGAUGUUUUUGUUGCUCUGUUGUUUGGUUUUGAGGGGGUACUUUUUGUUGUUUGCUUUGCCUUCUUGUGGGUUACUUUAAUGUUAGGAACUCCACUUGAUAUAUCUGUGAUGUUGUUUAGUAUAUCUCUUGUAUUUUAGUGGUUACUCUAGGUAUUGUAUUGUACAUACAUAACUUAUCACAGCCUACGGUAUCAACACUUUAGCAGUUUGACACGUAGAAACUGUACUUCCAUUGGGUACCUUUACAUUCCCCAUUCUUUUAAUAUAAUUGUCUUAAGUAUUUCCUUUUCAUAUACUGAACACCGUAUUGGAUGAUGUUCUUUUUGCUUCAACUGUCAAACAAUUUUUACAAAACUCAGAAGCACAGUCUGUUUACUUCUACUUUUACUCAUUACAUUGUUCUUUCUUCCUUCUUGAAAUCUCAAGUUUCUUCCAUUAACAGUUUCUUUUUAAAUUUUUUGCCCCACGAACAUCUAUAGCCUGUCUUUUGUUGCAGAUUUACUGGUAACAAGUGUUUUUGUUUUCCUUCAUCUAAAAAUGUCUUUAUGUCUCUUUCAUUCCCAAAGGAUAUUUUUGUGGGAUAUAGGAUUCAGGGUCAGCAGUUCUUUUAGUACUUGAAAGGCAAGUAAGUCAUUUCCUUCUGUCUUCCAGAUGGGAAAUCUGAUCUGUUUCAGUUGAGAAGUCUGCUGCCAUUUGACUCAUUAUUUCCUUAUCUGUAAUGUAUCAGUUAUGUCAAGUGCUUUGAAAGUGUUUUUCCUUGUAUAUAGAGUUCAGAAGUUUGAUUAUGAUGUAACCUGCCAUAAAAUUUGGGGGGCUUAUCCUGUUUGGUGUUUGCUCAGCUUUUCAAAUUUUGUGGUGUAUGCCAUUUGGCAAAUUUGGGAAAUUUUUAGUUAUUCUUCAACUAGUUUUUUCAGCCCUUUGUUCUCUUGUUCUUGUUCCAUAGGAUUCUCAGGCUCCCAUCUUUUUGUUUGCCCUAGUCUGUUUUUCUCUGUUGCUCACGUUGAUUAAUUUCCAUUGAUUUCUCUUUGAGCUCACUGAUUCCUUCUCUCUCAUAUAUAAUCUACUAUUGAGCUCAUCCAAUGAAUUUUUGUUUUGGUUUUUGAAUUUUUCAGCUGUCUGAUUUCCAUUUGGUUCUUUUACACAUCUUCUAUUUCUUUGCCUAGUUUAUGAUGCCAAAGAAGGACUCUGAGAAAACAAACAAAACUGUGUAGUCCAAAGUCAGUGGUUCUCUGGUGGUUUAUCUUGAUACUGGAAUAGAAAUCCUAAAGUAUCUGGAGGAAUGGAAGACCUGCCAUCUUCUGUGUUGUUAUCUACAAAUAUUUCUCAAGAAAAUAAAACUGGGCAACCUGCAGAUUGUUCAGAGUUGUGUUCUCCAGGGAAGAUUUGUGUGUAAAAUUUCCGAGCUCUCUAAGGCUUGUUAUAGCCUCAAAGGAGAAUGGGCUACUCCUCUUCCAGGUUCAGUCUUCCUCUUUGUUGUUGAACACAUUCUCCCAUAUUCCCCAACUUGUAUAGGGCCUCUGUCUUUCUUUUGUGCCUCUACUUCUUGGUCUUUAACUUCUCCCUCUGAAUCCCCUUCUGUCCUCACAAUCUAUACCUGUGUUCCUCACCCCCAGGCACUUUCUCCCCUACAUGCGCAUUGAGCUCUGACCUUCUCUUUUCUCUCACAGAUACACCCUGUGUGACUGUUCUGUCCACAGCCUGUCCUCACCCCCUCAUGUCCCUUUCGCUCCACUAACAACUAAAGAAUGACCUCCACAUGGUUGCCUGACUUAAGCAGGUCUCACAAAGUUCCCUUUUGUCUUCUCUCCUCCUCCCGCCCUCCCACCACUGUUGGACUGCUGCCCACCUCUCUGACUUGAAGGUCCUUUCCUGGUUUCUGUGAGUUCUUACCCUUCUUCAGAGAGUCUGUGUCUUCAGCCCAUGUAUUAAACAAUACAAUACAAUAUUAAACCUGUGUCUCCAGGUUGAAUGUUUCUCAUGUCUGUUACCCUCUGUUCAUACUUCCACACCUUCUGUGUAUUCAUAUACACUGAGUUUAUGCAUGUGUCAUUUGGCCAAGACCAUCACCAUAAGGAUGCACCCAUAAUAAUUCUAAGAGCAAGCAAACAUGUGGUAUUACUGUAUAUCAGCCAUUGUUUUGAAUGUUUAAACACAUCAACUCUUAACCUUUGCAACCAGUCUAUGUGGUAGGUAAUAUUAUCCUCAUUUUACAAAUCAGCAAACUGAGGAACAGAAAGAUUAAGGCGUUUGCCCCAAAUUGUACAGUCGUUACAAAGUAUGAGAUUAGGGAUUGGAGGCCAUUUAGGCUGGCUGCAGAGUCCAUGCCCUUAUCACUUUCCUAGAUUCCUUCUUGUAGUAUGAAUCUUUGUUUUCCUGGUCACUAUUCAUUUUUACUAAAACGGAUCAAAUAAUACUCAUUUGAUCUGUAACCCCCUUUCUCAUUUUAUAGUACAUCUUGGCCAUCCUUUCAGUUUGAGUGAGAAACCAAACUCAGUCUUCAAUGGUUGCAUCAUCUCUUGUAACUUUGUAGGAAAUAUAGAUAAUCUCCGAGUUUGAGGAAGCAGGGAGGUAGAAAAGGGCUAAGGUUGGCAUUUGGUUUUAGACAUUGUGUUUGAGGUGCCUGAAAAGACAGUCUCAGUGAAUUCCACUAUCUUCUAUCUUGUUGACCAAGCCAGACACCUCACAGCCAUUUUUCUUUCAUCAUCCUCACAUCCAGCCACUGCCUGAUUCUGUUCAUUUUACGUUUUUAUUUUCCUCAGUAGACAAUAUAUGUGUGUGUUAGUGAAUGGCCACACACAGUAGUGUAUUUUUAUGUUUGCCUCCCUCACAGUGUUUACACAAAGCUGUGUGUAUAGUUGGCACAGUAUAUGACAUAUGUUGACCACAAAGAGAAACUAUGUGGGCUUUUAUGGACAGAUCUAUAAGACUUUAAAAGUCAUAAUGAAUGACUGUGUUGAAAGUCCUCAAGACUACCCAGGUUUAUGACUUACUAGGAAGCAUCAAAGGACUCAGCAUAUUAUACUCAUCAUUGAUGGUUUAUGACAGCACAAGAAUACAAAGCAAGCUCAGUCAAGGGAAAAGAUACAAGGACUGGAGUCCAGAGGAAACCAGGGACAAGCUUUAGGAAUUCUGAGUGCUUAAUUUAAGUUCUGUCAAUGAAUUAUGACUGCAUGUGUGAAAUGUCUACUAGGGAAACAGAACCUCAGUGCCUAUGAUUUUUAUUGGGCACUCUGUCUAGAGCAUAACAAAAUUCUAGACCUCCAGAAGCAUAGCAGGUUAGCAGCAUAAGCCACCUUGUUUGCACAAACAAUAGGUGCACUGAGCCAUUCAUCAUUUCUGGGAAUGAUAGGAAGCCUCCUGAAAUCUAAGGCCCCAAACUGUAGCCAAGGGCAAACUUUUUUUUUUUUUUUUUUUUUUUUGGUAUGCGGGCCUCUCACUGUUGUGGCCUCUCCCGUUGCGGAGCACAGGCUCCGGACGCGCAGGCUUAUCGGCCAUGGCUCACGGGCCCAGCCGCCCCGCGGCACGUGGGAUCUUCCCGGACCUGGGCACAAACCCGUGUCCCCUGCAUCGGCAGGCGGACUCCCAACCACUGCGCCACCAGGGAAGCCCAAAACUUUGAAGCUCAAAGGAUAGCAUGCUAUAUUAACUCUUCUUCACAGUCACUUAAAUGGUACCUAAAUGUUGAGAAAGUUCAAAUUUCUUUAACAAAUAUUAAAUACAGUUUGCUACAACAAGAAAGAAGUCAUAGCUUUGAGGUGAAGGCUUAUAUACAUGUAAAUCACUGAAACGAAAACAAUCAGUUAUGUCAGAGUGGAAAUUCUUACAUAAUGGUCAAGAUUUAAUUUAGUGAUGACAAAAUAUAGAGAAUGUCUGGUGAGAAAGAAGCUUGCCUCUCAAUAAAUCUGUGUCUAUUUAGAUAUGUCGUCAGUGGUUUGACUUGCAAAUAUUCCCUUUAUUUGUUUUUAUUUGUACAAAGAUGUAACGACCAGGUCAAUGCUGUGUAUUUCCAUUGCACAUAUGUCAACAGUUUCUCAUUUACUUUUUGUUCCCACUGUUGAAACUUGUAGCCUUUGACUUCAACAAAGAGAAAAUUAAAGAACAUGGGGUCAUAAUAAUUCCUACAUCAUUAAAUGUGCAUAACUGGAGAUUAAAGGGUGUGUUGUUGCAGGCUUAGUCAAGUUCAUGGACCUGUGUGUGAGUUUUACUGAGAUGGUAUGGGAGCAUUUGGUCCAGCUGGGAGGGCCCUCUACAGAGACAUGAUGCUGGAGAUCUGUAGGAAUCUGGUCUCUGGGAGUAUUUGCCUCUCCUUUGCACUCUUUGUACUUUGUACUCAUACUCUGGCCCGCAGACUGCCUUUCCUGUCUUAGUUAUCGGAUGCUGAGGUGCCUCUGGAAUGCUCAAAGACGUCAUCCUUGAGUUUUGAGGGUUAAAGAUUUGUAAUCUGUUCACAGGUAUGUUACACACCUGACAAUUGAAUGGUCUAAGCUAAAUUGUAAAUGGGCACUAUUUUCCCUUCCUUGGAGCAGUGUCAAGAGCAUGGACCCUCUAGUCAGACCACCUGGUUACACUUCCUGGCCUUGUUCUAACCAGCUGGAAGACUUGAAGGAAACUUCUGUCUGCCGUGAUUUUUAA